UUGCUUCCAGGAUACUCUGCUUGCCUUCCUUUUCAGUGUUUGCUGUAUCCAUAGCAACGGAGCUCUUCGAUUUCCUCUCCACUGCCUGUGCCAUUAUGGGGCCAGCUUAAACCACCGACAUGCUAUUUGUCUGACUAGCUGACCAUGUUCUAACAGGGAUUGAGAUUUAGGUACGUUUGGUACCUGGCAAAACAUGAACCAAGCAGGGACGGCGCAGGAUAAAUGGACUCAAACCGGCUGGAGAAUAGAGCAAAAGUAUGCAAACAAGGUGCUACUAGGCAACUGGGCGGAAGAAAGACUACAGUUCAUUCGGGAGCCAGAGACAGCCAACAGCACCAAUCGUGUAGACUACCGGCCCCACCGUGACUCCAAGCCAGACGUCUUUGAGAGAAGAUCUGCCCUGCUGAGAGCUGAGGGGCUUCCAUCCAAGCUGUUAUUUGCCCACCGUGACCCACCAUCCUCUCAUUACUUAGUCACGCAGUAUCAAGAGAGCUAUGGGCAUAAGCACACCAAUACUUUGCCCACUCUGCGACCCUGGCAUCCAGACAGCUUGACAUGGCAGCCUGAGAGGUCUGACCGGCCAAUUUCUGCCAUUCCAACCAACUUUGGCCCAUUGCAGUCCACAAAGCACCGUUUGGAAAAGCAGCAGUCACACCUCCCGUCACUGACUGUGUACAGGUCAGAAUACCAGAGGCACCCACUUAAUACCUUCUGCCAGAGCCGCUUUGCCAGGGCUUCACGCAUGCUCUCCAGCCACCUUCAUGCAGCCAAUCACAGCAACAAAGACCUGGAUCUGAGACGGUGCUCGCUACUACAAAUCCCAGAUCCUCGUUUCAGUCUACGUCCACAAUCACAGCAGGCUCACAGACAACACUGUGGUUCUUGAAUUGCCUCACAUGCUCCUUGUUAAUUUAGAAGCCUUGAUCAAAGUGGUGCUGCUUUGUGGUUCCUCUUUUUUAUAAGUCAGCUGCAUGGAAAAAAAAUUACAGAGCAGACCAUUUGGGAAAUCAAAAGGAAUUAAAAAAAUUAAACAUGAUUCUCAUUAUGAGGACUACUGUAGGUUUACUGUGUGUUGUAUGGUGAGUGGUUUCAGUGUUUAUGUGUAUAUAUGUGAAUAUGUGUGUGUGCGAGAAGGAGAAAGGAGUGGGCUAUGAAUUAUGUUCGCCCUUCCACAGGGAUAAUUACAUGCAAAUUCUUCCUCUCUCUGUACAGUUAAUAUCUGGAACUCAGAAUGGGCUGUUAGUAUUACCCUAGAUACUCUGUGGAAAAAAUAAAAGAAAGACAAAAAAAAUUGUUGAUGCCAGAGCUAACCUGGGUACUGAGGCAAACCAGAAGCCAUGAGUCAUCCAAGGCAACAUCUGAAGGGACGCGUCUAAGCGCCAUUCCAUUAGGUGUUUAGUUACAGGGAAUCAAAGUGUUUAAUUAGG
Molecule: messenger RNA, 1427 nt
Organism: Morone saxatilis (striped sea-bass)
Lineage: Eukaryota; Metazoa; Chordata; Actinopteri; Moronidae
Gene: cfap107
Product: chromosome unknown C1orf158 homolog
Exons: 4
Coding region: 194-886 (230 amino acids)
Source: RefSeq, a predicted model, not a curated record